AUGGCAUCAGCGGCAGUCCAAGCUCCCCAGGUGCCUUCCGGACCACCAGGCCAGCCCGAUAUCGGCUAUGCCCCGAACUACGGCAAGUUCCUGGCCCGGGGCGAGCGCCGCCACAAGACUGAGAAUCUCGCCAAGACCCUUCCGCCCGGAUUCCCCCAGGAACUGAAGUCGGACCUGGUCUGGGACGGCAACGAGCUUGCCAAGACCUACGACUGGAACUACAGGCUCUCCGAGGAAGACGUGGAGGAGAUCGAGGCUGCUCUGAAGCACUUCAAAGAACUGCAAAAACCCCUGGGGUACAUCAGCCAGGAGACUUUCCCCCUGCCCAAGCUGCACAGCACGCUGCGGGAAAUCUCCAAGGAGCUGCACCUCGGGCACGGCUUCAAGGUGGUACGCGGCGUGCCGGUGACCAAGCACACACGCGAGGACAACGUGAUCAUCUACGCGGGCAUCUCGGCGCACAUCGCGCCGGUGCGCGCGCGGCAAGACAGCACAUUCCAGGGCGCCCCAGCCGACGUGGUGCUCGCGCACAUCAAGGACCUGACGGCCAACGUCGACACCAGCAACAUCGGCGCGCCGGCCUACACGACCGAGAAGCAGGUCUUCCACACCGACACGGGCGACGUCGUCGCCCUGUUUGCGCUCAGCGAGGCCGCCGACGGCGGCCAGAGCUACCUGUCGAGCAGCUGGCGCGUUUACAACGAGCUCGCAGCCACCCGGCCGGACCUCAUCCGCACGCUCGCUGAGCCGUGGGCUUUUGACACAUUCGGAACAGCAACCACGCCCUACACACUCACCCCCCUGCUACACCACCAACCCGCAACACCCACGGCCCCCGAGCGGCUGAUCAUCCAGUACGCGCGCCGCAGCUUCACGGGCUACUGGGGCUUGCCGCGGUCGGCCGACAUCCCGCCAAUCACGGAAGCGCAGGCUGAGGCACUCGACGCGCUGCACUUCGCGGCCGAGAGGGUCGCAGCGUCGCUCGACUUCCACCAGGGCGAUAUCCAGUACGCGAAUAACUUAAGCAUCUUCCAUGCGCGCGCCGCGUUUACGGAUUCCGCGGAGAAGCAACGCCACCUAAUCCGGCUCUGGCUGCGCGACCCCGAGUACGCGUGGGAGACGCCGGCGGCGCUGCGGGACCGCUGGGACCGCCUGUUCAAGGACGUCAGCCCGGACAAGUCCGUGUUUCCUCUCGAGCCACGCAUCAGGACGUCGGCGGGGAAGAAUGCGAGGAAGUGA
Molecule: messenger RNA, 1239 nt
Organism: Lasiosphaeria miniovina
Lineage: Eukaryota; Fungi; Ascomycota; Sordariomycetes; Sordariales; Lasiosphaeriaceae
Exons: 5
Coding region: 1-1239 (412 amino acids)
Molecular function (GO): oxidoreductase activity
Source: RefSeq, a predicted model, not a curated record